Molecule: messenger RNA, 720 nt
Organism: Neospora caninum
Lineage: Eukaryota; Apicomplexa; Conoidasida; Eucoccidiorida; Sarcocystidae
Product: putative Fe-S metabolism associated domain-containing protein
Exons: 5
Coding region: 1-720 (239 amino acids)
Source: RefSeq, a predicted model, not a curated record
AUGAGAUCCACGCAUGCGUCGCCUUCGGGUCAAGGGCGUAGCUGGGGCUGGCCGGCGCCUCAGCCCUGGGCGUGCGCGAGACACGUGGGGAGGGAGCGCGAGCAAGCGUUUGUUGUUUUCCUCGGUCAGCCGCACAUUCCGGCUGGAGCUGGCGACGCGACGAGGCCAACGAAGGGCGAAGGUGACAGACGCUUGAAAUCCAACGAGGGAUCAGACGAGAAACUCAACCAGUUCCCGGCGCCGCUGCAGGAACUGCUGAGGAGCCUACGGAGGCUGCCUGCCAAGGACUGCCGAGCUCGGAUGGAGCGUCUUUUGUCGCUGGGGAACGGCCUUCGACAGCUCUCUCCUCAUCUCCGCACUCGCGACAACCUCGUCCUGGGAUGUCAGUCAGUUGUGCACGUUCACUCUGACGCACGAAAAGAUGAAACAGGGACACUGCGGAUGUACUACAUGGGGCAUGCAGAGGCACUGACCACGAAGGGGCUUCUCCAACUCCUGGUCCGAGGCCUCUCCGGAGCGACGCCGAAAGAAAUCGACAGGGUGCCUUUGAACAUCAUGGCGCUAGCAGGACUCAGCCACUUCAUUACUCCCAGCCGGAUGAACGGGUUCACAAAUAUUUUGACCAAGAUGAAGGCUCAAGCUGCGGCUGCGGCGAGGGCGGUGGAGGCUCCAACUGAGCAGGGGCCACAGCAAGACGGUGGAAAGAACUUCACUCCCUAG